Messenger RNA from Nerophis lumbriciformis (worm pipefish), 2520 nucleotides. NCBI's taxonomy places the organism in Eukaryota, Metazoa, Chordata, Actinopteri, Syngnathiformes, Syngnathidae. The record is from RefSeq and is a predicted model, not a curated record.
AUGCAAUUGCUGGUAUUAGGGAUGGCCAUCUGGGGGGCGCAAGCUUGUUCGGACUCUCAGAGCUGUACGACAACGCUGCCAUCCAAUGCCUCUUCCAAAGAGUACUGCUACUCGGCUCGAAUUCGCAGUACAGUGCUGCAGGGCUUGCCGUUUGGUGGCGUACCAACUGUUCUUGCCCUUGACUUCAUGUGCUUCUUGGGCUUGCUGGUUGUUUUCUCCUUCCUAAGAAAAGUAGCCUGGGACUAUGGACGCUUGGCUUUGGUUACCGAUGCUGACAGGAGAAUGGAUCAGCGUUACAGUCGUCUGGAUGAUCGGGAAUACGCAGCCGCUGCCUUGACAACAGAGAUACCUGAACGUUACGAGCGCCUCACCUCAGUUUCCAGUUCGGUUGACAUAGAUCAGAGAGACACGGGCUUUUGCUCGUGGCUCACUGCAAUCUUUCGCAUCAAGGAUGAUGAGAUUAAGGAUAAGUGUGGUGAGGACGCAGUACAUUAUUUGUCCUUCCAGCGCCAUAUCAUCGGCCUACUGGUUGUGGUGGGUGUGCUUUCUGUUGGAAUCAUUUUGCCUGUAAACUUCUCAGGAAAUCUACUUGAAAACAGUGCUUAUAAUUUUGGAAGAACUACAAUAGCAAAUCUUGAUGCAGAUAAUGCGCUUUUGUGGCUGCACACCAUCUUUGCAUUCCUUUACCUGUUACUGACAGUGUGCAGUAUGAGGAGACACACCUCCAAGAUGCAUUAUGUGGAGGAUGAUCUGGUCAAACGAACGUUAUUUGUCAAUGGACUCUCAAAAUAUGCCGAAGAAGCAGAAAUAAAGCAACAUUUUGAGCAGGCGUAUGAAAACUGCACUGUGUUGGAAGCCCGCAUCUGUUACAAUGUGGCCAGGCUGAUGUAUCUUAACUCUGAAAGAAAGAAGGCAGAGCGCAGCAAGAAAUUCUUCCUAGAUCUGCAGGCCAAAGAGCACAUUGCCACCAUGAUAAACCCAAAGCCAUGUGGACACCUUUGCUGUUGCAUCAUCAAAGGUUGUGAGCAGGAAGAGGCUGUGAGUUAUUAUACCAAGCUGGAAGCUCAAUUAAAAGAUGGCUACAGGAAGGAAAGAGAGAAGGUCAACAGAAAACCUUUAGGAAUGGCAUUUGUCACUUUUCAAAAUGAAUCCAUCACUGCUAUAAUAUUGAAGGACUUCAACGCUUGCAAAUGUCAGGGCUGCCACUGUCGCCGAGAGCCUCAGAGCUCUGCAUUCAGUGACAAACUCCAGACACACAACUGGACUGUGAGUUAUGCCCCUGAUCCACAAAACGUCUACUGGGAGCAUCUGUCAUUGGGAGGUUUCUCGUGGUGGAUCCGCUGCCUCAUCAUAAACUGUGUCCUCUUCCUCCUCCUUUUCUUCCUUACCACCCCAGCCAUCAUUAUCUCCACCAUGGACAAGUUUAAUGUUACCAAACCAGUGGAGUACUUAAAUAAUCCAAUUAUCACGCAGUUUUUCCCAACGCUACUAUUGUGGUCUUUCUCCGCCUUACUUCCUACCAUUGUCUACUACUCAGCCUUCUUUGAAGCCCAUUGGACACGGUCAGGAGAGAACAGAACUACAAUGCAUAAAUGCUACACUUUCCUUAUAUUUAUGGUGCUCCUACUGCCCUCUCUUGGUCUUAGUAGUUUGGAUCUUUUUUUCCGGUGGCUUUUUGACAAAAGAUUCUUGGCAGAUGCUAAUGUGAGAUUCGAGUGUGUGUUCCUUCCUGACAAUGGAGCCUUCUUUGUCAACUAUGUCAUUGCUUCUGCAUUCAUUGGAAAUGCCAUGGACCUGCUCAGGAUCCCGGGUCUCCUUAUGUACAUGAUUCGCCUUUGCCUCGCCCGAUCUGCUGCCGAGCGCAGGAACGUCAAGAGGCAUCAAGCUUAUGAGUUUCAAUUUGGAGCGGCUUAUGCGUGGAUGAUGUGUGUCUUCACAGUGGUUAUGACCUACAGCAUCACCUGCCCAAUUAUCGUCCCCUUUGGCCUGAUGUACAUGCUGCUCAAACACUUAGCAGACAGGUACAACAUGUACUAUGCUUAUCUGCCUUCCAAACUGGACAAGAAGAUCCAUUCUGGCGCUGUCAACCAAGUGGUGGCUGCUCCAAUUCUUUGUUUAUUCUGGCUUCUUUUCUUCUCCACAAUGCGCUCUGGCUUUUCAGCUGCAAUCUCCAUGUUCACGUUCAUAGUCUUGAUCAUCACAAUAACUGUCUGCCUCUCGCAUGUCUGCUUUGGACAUUUUAAAUAUUUGAGCGCUCACAAUUACAAGAUUGACACCCAAGAAUUGGAUGUGACUGAAAAUGGACGUGCAGAGUGCACUACUGACUCCAACAAAGCAGCACAAAUGUACAUCGCUGAAGUUCUGCAAGAUCCAAAUUCCGAGGAAGCCGGAUCAGGCAGUGGCGAGGAUGAUGGUCAGGGUUCAUCACAGGAUGACGAAAUAAUCAAUGUGGAAAACGGCCUGAACGAAGACUUCCAGUCAGGAGAAGACAGCCUCAUUGAUAAUGAAGUUCGACACUGA